CGCCUUGACUAUUGCAACUCCUCUCUCCUUACCAACCACUCAGUGUCCGCCACCCCUCUCUGCCAAUCCCUCCACUGGCCUCCAUUCAGUGUCCUCCAUCCCUCCCGUCCAAUCCCUCCACUGGCCUCCAUUCAGUGUCCUCCACCCCUUUCUACUAAUUCCUCCACUGGACUUCAUUCAGGGUAUAUCCGCUCACCCCAGACCCCACAUUCACUAUAUCCGCUCUCCCCGACCCCGCAUUCACUAUAUCCGCUCUCCCCGGACCCCGCAUUCACUAUAUCCGCUCUCCCAGGACCCCGCAUUCACUAUAUCCGCUCUCCCCGACCCCGCAUUCACUAUAUCCGCUCUCCCCGGACCCCGCAUUCACUAUAUCCGCUCUCCCCGGACCCCGCAUUCACUAUAUCCGCUUUACCUGGACCCGCAUUCACUAUAUCCGCUCUCCCCGGACCCCGCAUUCACUAUAUCCGCUCUCCCCGGACCCCGCAUUCACUAUAUCCACUCUCCCCGGACCCCGCAUUAACUAUAUCCGCUCUCCCAGGACCCCGCAUUCACUAUAUCCGCUCUCCCCGGACCCCGCAUUCACUAUAU
Messenger RNA from Staurois parvus, 588 nucleotides. The record is from the annotation of a GenBank genome assembly. NCBI's taxonomy places the organism in Eukaryota, Metazoa, Chordata, Amphibia, Anura, Ranidae.